Acaulospora morrowiae is the source of this 3372-nucleotide messenger RNA. The record is from the annotation of a GenBank genome assembly. Lineage: Eukaryota; Fungi; Glomeromycota; Glomeromycetes; Diversisporales; Acaulosporaceae.
AUGUCAACCAAUUCACAACAACGACGAACUUCGGCACCUAGUUUAAGGGUGUUGACACCAAGAAAAAAUUCCAAUGCCGCCGUGGAAGAAUCUUUGAAAACCUACAAACUGUUGGAAGCGCUCCGCUCAGGCGACACAGCUGCACUCAGUACAAUCCUACUAACAUACCAAUCAUCCACUCCUUCUUCACCUGCCUCUUCUAUCUCUCAAUCGUACUCACAAACUGGAAUUUCUGCUUCACCUCUUCUGUUGGCUACUCAAUGUGCCUCCUAUCAGACUAUAGAAUUUAUAAUCAAUAAUCAUCUCGAUAAAAUUGACAUCAACCAUCAAGAUCAUCGGGGAAACACAGCGUUGCAUUAUGCAUCCCAGAUGGGGAGGAUUGAUGUGUGUGAAUUGUUGUUGAAACAGAAAAACAUCAAUGAUGCGGUGCGGAACGGCGAGGGAAAGCAGGCGAUAGAUAUUGCCAAAAACCAAUCUAUAGCGGAUUUUUUGGAUGAAAAUCGCACAAAAUACGUUGAAGAAAUUUCCCAACUCUUUCGAACAUAUGUAUCCGAUUCUAAUUAUGUCGGCAUCCAAUUUUUGUUUCAAGAUCCUCGUGCUUCAUCAUUGAUUGAUAUAAAUCUGCCGAGUUCGUCGGGAUCGACAUUGUUGCACGAUGCUGCAAAGAAGAAAGACCUGGAAAUGGUCAAGUUUUGUUUGAAUCACGGAGCAGACGUGUCUAUACGCGAUCGAAAACGAAAGGUGGCAGCUGACCUUACCAAGGAUGAGAGGAUUAAAAAUGAACUUAAGCAGGCCUUGCCUCCGUCAAGCCAAAUAUCAUUACCAUCAUUAAUAUCAAAUCAACCGCCAAAACUAAAAGGCUACUUAUUGAAGUGGACAAACUAUGCUGGAGCUUCCAUACUCCUUGUCUCAUCAGAUGAUGCCGGCAGUUCAUGUCGUGGAUCAAUUAAUAUGCGAUUUGCGGAGAUCAUCAUAGACAAAUCAGACCCUCAUAGAUUUGAGAUAAUAGGAAAAGGAUCAGUGAGAUACCAUUUACGGGCUACCCAUCCUAACGAAGCAAAAAAAUGGAUAACUGCGCUCACGCAUUCAACUAUGCAAUUCGCGAAGGGUGAAAAGACCAGUCGAUCGAGCACUGCGGAUGAUUCGGCCAAUGGUGAACCAUCACGACAGGGUCGAAGCAAAGUUAAUGUAAUGUCCACUCAAAAUUCGGAGUCAACUAAAGAUUAUUCUGACAGGGAUAGAUCGAGAUCAUCUUCUGAUGAUUCUGUGGAGAUAGACGGCGCACCACACGAGGAUAAUUAUCAAAUGACAAUAAGUAACGUGAGAGUUCAACUGGAUCUCCAAAAUCAGUUGUUGGAUUCACUGUUGUCAUUGGUGCCUAACAUACCAUUACCAAAUUCCAAGGAGUCUACGACUGUAGAAUUAUUUGGUAAAUCCCUCAAAAUACUACAAUCCCUGGUUGAUGAUGUGCUUCGAAUGUCCGAAGAACGGGAUUCUUAUUGGCACGAGAAACUAGAAAAGGAAUUGAAGACAAAACGACUGUGGGAAGAUAGCAUGCGGGAAUUGGUUAUAGAACAGGCCGAGAUGGAAGAAGAGAUUAAACAUAACAUGAUGGAACAAAAGAUGCGAAAAAAACAACUGAAAGCUGCUGUUGCUGAAGGACAGAUCUCACCAUCGAGCCCACUGUUGAGUGCUCUCUCGGAAACUUUUGAACACGUGUCAAAUAAAUCAGAGGAUUUUACAUCUAUCUCUCAUAGUAGGGGUGCUACAGAAAUCAGUAAUCUACGACUGUCGUUAGAACGAUCCAACACCAUAGCAUCAACCCUGGCGGAUGAAUAUGACUCUGACGAUGAAUUCUAUGAUGCUAUUGACGAAAGAUCAGUAAAUGAAGAAAAGACACAGCUUGAUAGUAGUGGACAAAAGUUGGAUAGCACAAGUGAAGGUAAAGGUGAUGUAGUAAUACCGUAUAUUUCCAGUUCAUAUUUUGGAUAUCCGGAGGAGAUAAGAGAUCAGUUGCCACUUGACCAAAAAUCCUUACGUCCCGAAGUAUCCCUAUGGUCAAUACUAAAGAAUUCGAUAGGUAAGGAUUUGAGCAAGAUUACGUUGCCGGUGUACUUUAAUGAACCGACAUCGAUGUUACAACGGAUGGCCGAAGAUAUGGAGUAUAGUGAGCUGUUGGACAUUGCCGCACGACAAAAAUGCAGUACCGAGCGGAUCUUGUAUGUUGCAGCAUUCGCGAUGAGCAAUUAUUCGAGUACAGUAGGACGAAUUGCGAAACCUUUUAAUCCCUUGUUGGGGGAGACUUAUGAAUAUGUAAGACCCGACAAAGCGUUCCGGUAUAUCUCGGAACAAGUUAGUCAUCAUCCUCCCAUAAGUGCCUGUUAUUGUGAAUCGCCAAAUUAUGAUUUCUUCGCCGAAGUUGAUGUAAAAUCGAAAUUCUGGGGCAAAUCAUUUGAAGUUCUACCGCAGGGUGUAUCUCAUGUAAACCUUAAAAUCCCCAAAGAUCGUUGGCCGAACGAUGCAAAUGGAUCACCGGAAGAAUUUAUAGCCCAAGGGAAUCCCGGUGCAUUUUCUGAACACUAUUCAUGGAAAAAGGUGACCACCUGUGUCAAUAACCUAAUAGUUGGUACACCGUGGAUAGAUCAUUAUGGCGAUAUGGUGAUCAUAAAUCAUAUAACGGGUGACAAAUGCGUGCUAACAUUCAAGGCUCGAGGAUGGCGGGGAAAAGAUGCAUUUGAAAUACGGGGAUAUGUUAAAGAUUCUAAUGAUAAGGAGAUAUGGGAAAUUGCCGGACGAUGGAAUGAACGUUUAGUGGCGAGAAGAAGUAACGCCAGUUUACUUUCGUCAUCACAGGAGGAUGAUCUGGGUAGUGAUAAGGCGGCGUUAAAUGCCACAUCCACAAGUGAUGAUGUGCUACCGUCACCAUCACCUUCAAAUUCAAUGCAAGUUAAUCGAAGACCCAUAUAUUUAUUGUGGAAACGAAAUCCGUUACCGGAAGAACCAAUUCCUUUCAACUUGACGCCAUUCUCAAUAACGCUGAACGACCUUCCCGAUUCUCUGAUAAACUGGGUGGCACCCACGGAUAGCAGAUUGAGGCCAGACCAACGAGCCAUGGAAAAUGGAUCAUAUGAUCUUGCAAGCUCGGAAAAGGUACGAUUGGAAGAGAAACAACGCGAGAAACGAAAAAAUCGCGAACGUGGAUUGAGUGAAGAUCACAUGCCACGAUGGUUCCGAAGGACAAUUGAGCCCGAUACUGGGGAAAAAUAUUGGGAGUUUAACCAUGAGUAUUGGAAAGAACGAGAACGAGCUGGUAAAGAGAAGAUGGAAGGUAGUGAAGGACGGUGGAAUAUUGAGGAUGAUGAUAUCUUUUGA